AAUGUGAAACAUGUCGCAGAAGCAUUCAAGAAGUGACUGAAGGGAGAAGGAAAAAAGUGCCACUGCCUAUCAGGAAAAAACAAAACAAAACAAAACAUGGGAAAUACAACCACCAAAUUCCGCAAAGCACUCAUCAAUGGAGAUGAAAAUCUGGCCUGCCAAAUAUAUGAAAACAACCCUCAGCUAAAAGAGUCCCUUGAUCCAAAUACAUCUUAUGGGGAACCCUAUCAGCACAAUACUCCAUUGCACUAUGCUGCUAGGCAUGGAAUGAAUAGAAUACUAGGGACUUUUCUUUUUGGUAGAGAUGGAAACCCAAAUAAACGGAAUGUUCACAAUGAAACAUCUAUGCAUUUGUUGUGUAUGGGACCUCAAAUAAUGAUAUCUGAAGGAGCCCUUCACCCUCGCUUAGCACGGCCCGCAGAAGAUGAUUUCAGAAGAGCAGAUUGUCUGCAGAUGAUCUUAAGAUGGAAAGGUGCAAAACUUGACCAGGGCGAAUAUGAGAGAGCAGCUAUUGAUGCCGUUGAUAACAAAAAAAACACACCCCUGCACUAUGCUGCUGCCUCAGGGAUGAAAGCCUGUGUAGAGCUUUUAGUAAAACAUGGAGGAGACUUGUUUGCUGAGAAUGAAAAUAAAGAUACCCCUUGUGAUUGUGCUGAAAAGCAACACCACAAAGAUUUGGCCCUCAAUCUGGAAUCUCAAAUGGUAUUCUCACGGGAUCCCGAAGCUGAAGAAAUAGAAGCUGAAUAUGCUGCAUUAGACAAACGAGAGCCAUAUGAAGGAUUAAGACCUCAGGAUCUUCGUAGAUUGAAAGAUAUGCUUAUUGUGGAAACUGCAGACAUGCUUCAGGCUCCUCUGUUUACUGCUGAAGCUUUACUUCGAGCUCAUGACUGGGACAGGGAGAAGUUACUUGAAGCUUGGAUGGCCAAUCCAGAGAACUGCUGCCAACGAUCAGGUGUUCAGAUGCCAACACCACCGCCAAGCGGGUAUAAUGCCUGGGACACGCUUCCUUCUCCAAGAACGCCAAGGACUACACGUUCUUCUGUCACCUCCCCAGAUGAAAUCAGUUUAUCUCCUGGGGAUUUAGAUACCAGUCUGUGUGACAUUUGUAUGUGCAGUAUUUCUGUAUUUGAAGACCCAGUGGAUAUGCCCUGUGGACAUGACUUUUGUAGAGGAUGUUGGGAGUCGUUUUUGAAUCUGAAAAUUCAAGAAGGUGAAGCUCACAACAUUUUCUGUCCUGCAUAUGAUUGCUUCCAACUUGUGCCUGUGGAUAUCAUAGAAAGUGUAGUUUCAAAGGAGAUGGACAAGCGAUACCUUCAGUUUGAUAUUAAGGCCUUUGUUGAAAAUAACCCUGCCAUUAAAUGGUGUCCUACUCCAGGCUGUGAAAGAGCAGUCAGGCUAACAAAACAAGGGUCAAAUACAUCUGGAUCUGAUACACUCAGCUUCCCGUUGCUAAGAGCUCCUGCUGUGGAUUGUGGAAAAGGACACCUCUUCUGCUGGGAGUGCCUUGGUGAAGCACAUGAGCCUUGUGACUGCCAAACAUGGAAAAACUGGCUACAGAAAAUAACAGAAAUGAAACCAGAAGAACUUGUGGGUGUUAGUGAAGCUUAUGAGGAUGCUGCCAAUUGUCUCUGGUUGUUAACUAACUCCAAGCCUUGUGCUAACUGUAAGUCUCCUAUACAGAAGAAUGAAGGCUGCAAUCACAUGCAGUGUGCUAAGUGCAAGUAUGACUUCUGCUGGAUUUGCCUAGAAGAAUGGAAAAAACAUAGUUCUUCCACUGGAGGUUAUUACAGGUGUACUCGCUAUGAAGUCAUUCAGCAUGUGGAGGAACAAUCCAAGGAAAUGACUGCAGAGGCUGAGAAAAAACAUAAACGAUUUCAGGAACUCGACAGAUUUAUGCACUAUUACACAAGAUUUAAAAACCAUGAGCAUAGUUAUCAGUUAGAACAACGACUUCUUAAAACAGCCAAAGAAAAGAUGGAACAAUUGAGUAGAGCUCUCAAAGAAACUGAAGGAGGCUGCCCAGAUACCACUUUCAUUGAAGAUGCAGUUCAUGUGCUCUUAAAAACUCGACGUAUUCUCAAGUGUUCUUAUCCAUAUGGAUUUUUCUUGGAACCCAAAAGCACAAAGAAAGAAAUUUUUGAACUAAUGCAAACAGAUCUAGAAAUGGUGACUGAAGACCUUGCCCAAAAGGUCAACAGGCCUUACCUCCGCACACCUCGUCACAAGAUCAUCAAAGCAGCAUGCCUUGUACAACAGAAGAGGCAAGAGUUCCUGGCGUCUGUGGCUCGAGGAGUUGCUCCUGCAGACUCACCGGAAGCUCCAAGGCGCAGCUUUGCUGGUGGAACAUGGGAUUGGGAAUAUUUAGGAUUUGCAUCACCUGAGGAAUAUGCUGAAUUUCAGUAUCGGAGGAGACAUAGACAACAUCGUCGUCGAGGAGAUGUGCACAGUCUGCUCUGUAAUCUUCCAAACCCUAAUGAGCCAAGUGAAAGCACUUUAGAUAACCCGGAAGGUAGCAGCAGCCGUCGGCCUGGCCCGUCUGUGGUGAGCUCCACGUCCAUGAGUGUGCUGCACAGCUCCUCCCUGCGUGACUCCACCCCAGCCAGCCGCUCUGAAAACCAGGACUCUCUGCAGGCUCUCAGUUCCUUGGAUGAAGAUGAUCCCAAUAUACUUCUCGCAAUACAGUUAUCACUGCAAGAGUCCGGGCUGACCAUUGAUGAAGAAGAAACUAGAGACUUCCUCAGUAAUGGAGCUUCUCUAGGAGCAAUAGGCACUUCCUUACCUUCCAGGUUAGACUCAGUCCCCAGAAAUACAGAUAGCCCUAGAGCUGCAUUGAGCAGCUCUGAGCUCUUGGAACUUGGUGAUAGUCUCAUGAGACUAGGAACAGAAAGUGACCCAUUUUCAACUGACACUGUGAGUUCACACCCUCUCAGUGAGGCAAGAAGUGAUUUCUGUCCCUCAUCUAGUGACCCUGACUCUGCUGACCAGGACCCCAACAUUGAUGACAAUCUUCUUGGCAACAUCAUGGCUUGGUUUCAUGACAUGAACCCUCAGAGUAUUGCCCUAAUUCCUCCAGCAACUACAGAAAUCGGUGCAGAUUCCCAGCUCUCUUGUGUCAAAGAUGGGUCAGAAGGUGUGAGAGAAAUGGAACUGGUGUCACCAGAAGAAGACUCAAUAUUUGAAGAUGCUAGUGUCAGUGAAGGUAGAGGAACCCAGAUAGAAGAGAAUUCUUUGGAAGAAAAUAUUCUGGCUGGGGAAGCAGCGUCUCAAGCUGGUGAUACUGGUAAUGAGGCAGCCAGCAAAGGGGAUGGUUUAGAUGUUUCAAGUCAGACAUCUCAAACCUCAAGUGACUGGCUUGAACAAGUACAUUUAGUGUAAAGUGCACACAUCUGGACUCUAAACAAAUCGCAGGUACAGAUGGUAUGCUAGGUGGAGUAUACUGGAGAGACUUUGAUUCACUUAAUUCCAACUCAGUUAUAAACCACUAACGUUAGGAUUGAAUACACAGGAAUUCCCUUGAAUGGUAGCUUCGUUUCCUAUUUUAACUGUAUAGGGAACUUCUUUUGUAUUUAAUUGGGUAGUUUUUCCCCUUUUUGCUGACAAAAAGAAGAGCAAGAAAAACAAACAAAAAUGACAUAAAUAGGUUGCAUUCCAGAUUCUAAGAAAAUAAAGUCCUCUGUUUAGCCUAGGGUUGACAAUACUUAAAUUGAACAUUUACAUUAAAGGCUUACUCCCUAAUCCUUUAAAAAAAAAAAAAGUUUCUUGAUUUUUAGUUCACCUUGGACAGACCUAAUAACAUGUGUGUCCUCUUUCUCUUUGUGCUCUUCCAUAACUUUCUUCCUUCCUUUUAGUCUGAGCAGUAUCAAUUGAGGCAUCCAAAGCUUCUCUUUAGUGCUGCAUCUACUACAGUGUAAUUAGUUUUAAUUUUCACAUGAAUCAAAGAUUUCUUUACAUGUCUAUUCACAAUCCAAUUGUGCCAAACUCUGACUCGUGCGCUGACUAACAAGGCACUUAGGUGUGCAGUGUCCUAGAGUGCCAGAGCAGUAUCCACGUUCUAGGAGUAAAAGGUGCCACUGAGUAGCAAUGAUGUUCCAGAAUGUAAGGGGGUUUUGUUGUCAUGGAGACUGCAUUUAAAUAAAUGUAGCCUGUAGCUUAAGUUAACUAAACCUAAUGCUGCUGCUAAAAACAGUUUAAUAUUAAAAUACAGUUGAUUAGCAACGGCGGUGCUGUAUUUUAAGAGACACUUUAUUGGAAGUGCAAUCAUAGUUCUUUGUUUUCACGGUUUUACAGUGCAUUCUAAUUACUAAUGGGUGCAAUUACUUUUAAUGGUAAGUGUUUUAUAAUAUAGAAAAAAGUGUUUUCAUGAGUUAUAGUGAAUCCCACAAUUAUUAAAAAAUUCAAUAAAACAUCCUGCGCAACAUGUUACUGUGCCUUUGCCUAACCUAAAUGGAUAGUUGCCAGUUAAAUAAGUGAGUAAUUCAAAUUUCAGUCUCUUCUGAAGUAACUAUGCUAUGAAUUGCAAAGACCUCCAUAAAACCACCCAUGGCCUUGCCUUUACAGUAAAUAUAACAAUUAAAUGUUCAAUCUGUUUGUUUGCCUAACUAUCAGAUGCUGACAUGUGUUUGUUCUAUUGCACAAUACUCAUUUACUGUGUGAUUACUGUUUAGUGUUGAAAAAAAUCAACUUCCUAGUUAUCAGUGUCUUACUGUAAAGAAAAUACUGGUCUUAGUUGUAAUUAAGAUGCAAUGAAUGGUACAGUGUGUAAUUAAAACUAGAGUAAACUGUUGGAAUGGCUGUUUUACUUACAUAUAAUCAAAACUAGCAUAACAUAAACAGAAUAGAUAAGCGCAACACUCCAUUUAAUGUUUCACCAGGUUGUUACUAAAAAUCUACAGAUGCCAAAAUUUCAGUGCCGAGUUUGUACAGGCAAGUCCUGGGCUGGGUAAGAGGUUAUAUUAGUAUCAAUAUCCACAGGAGUUGUGAGUACAUUUUGGUUCAUUUAUUUCCAAGCCCUGCUUUUGAAAUAUUCUUGUACUUCAAAUUCAUAUGGCUAGAACAUUAUGUUAGAGUAUUUCACUCCCCCCGGGCUUCCCUGGGACAAACUGGGAAUUGCUCCUCUGCCGUGGAGAUCAAAGGUCCACGUUACCUUUUCUCCUGUCAUCAGAAACAUUGAGAUCAAUCCCUAUUAAAGUUAGUGGGGGGAAAUAUUAUCUUUGUCUACAGUGUAUUACUGUAUAUGGAACUGAAAUAGUCCAUUAAAGGAUUUUUUUACAAAUUUAUUUUGGAUUAAAAAUACCAACACCAAUAAGUUUUUAGACCAAGUUGUAAUUUUCAGCAGAAAGCCUUUGCAUCACAUUGCAGCGUCUUGCACAGCUGCAGUAAGGUGAGAACGUGCUCUUUGUGAAGAUAGCAUACAUGGUGGGUUCUGGGUUCCUUGCACCUUGUGCAGUCUCCUUUGUUUCUGUGCUGUUCUCUCCUGAGCAUGAAAAAUGAUCAUUAUCCAAUUUGUAUUUCCUUGGUACAUAUUUUAAAAACGACACAGUCAUUGACUUUACAAUUCAGUAAUAAAGUUUGGCAAAGCCUAUUUUGUAAACAAGUUGAUUUUAUAAUGUAAAAAAAGUUAAUCUAACCUUGACUUGUUAUUUGCACUUUCAUAGUCUAUACUUGAUACAUUCCCACUUUAUAUACAGUAGGAUUCUACAAACGUGUAGAUGUUUGGCCAAAUGAAUGCUGUUAAUAAUAUGUAAAAUUCUUUGAUUAAACAUUUAUUACUUAAACUA
This is a messenger RNA of Carlito syrichta (Philippine tarsier), 5777 nucleotides long. It is a transcript of the gene ANKIB1, whose product is annotated as ankyrin repeat and IBR domain containing 1. Gene Ontology annotation, molecular function: ubiquitin conjugating enzyme binding; ubiquitin protein ligase activity; zinc ion binding. Gene Ontology annotation, biological process: protein polyubiquitination; ubiquitin-dependent protein catabolic process; positive regulation of proteasomal ubiquitin-dependent protein catabolic process. The transcript has 19 exons. The record is from RefSeq and is a predicted model, not a curated record. Bases 97 to 3375 code for a protein of 1092 amino acids. Lineage: Eukaryota; Metazoa; Chordata; Mammalia; Primates; Tarsiidae. Gene Ontology annotation, cellular component: ubiquitin ligase complex; cytoplasm.